Molecule: messenger RNA, 2633 nt
Organism: Fusarium odoratissimum NRRL 54006
Lineage: Eukaryota; Fungi; Ascomycota; Sordariomycetes; Hypocreales; Nectriaceae
Exons: 4
Coding region: 824-2497 (557 amino acids)
Biological process (GO): protein modification process
Cellular component (GO): cytoplasm
Molecular function (GO): biotin--[biotin carboxyl-carrier protein] ligase activity
Source: RefSeq, a predicted model, not a curated record
AGCGGGUAGUUGAGGCGUAGACUUAUAGAACCUUAUAGAGGUCCUAUAUCUUCCUUUGUAUUUCGCCAUUGGGUUUUGUAAGAAAGAAGAGACUCACCCGCGCAUCCAGUGCUAAAGAUCCGCUUGUCCCUUCAUCAGCGGUUAGCAAAGGCCUCGGCUUUCGGUGUCUCAACGGAAAAGAGCGCUCACUCACCAUUCAUCAGGCUCAUCGUCGUCUUCUUGUGUGCUCUGCUGAGCGUUACUCUCUUCUUUUGUCAUAAUUUCGGUUGAUCUCUUGUCGAAAAUUGUGGUGAUUGAGUCUUGUGUGUUAUCGUUGAAAAAGGUUAAAGGUGGUUCGAGGCGGACAUUUGGCUGAGGCGAGAUCCAACAAAAGUCAAGUGACAAGACUACACGUACAACUUUGAUAUCACCAGAACCAGCCAAAUACGAACAAUGGCACCAGCAAAGCUCAACGUUCUUGUUUACACAGGUUUGAUCCAUCAACUCCCUUCACUGGCUGUUACACUCACUGAUUCACUACCAAGGCAUUGGCACCACGGUUGAGUCAGUGCGGCAUUGUAUCUGGUCCCUCCGCCGUCUUCUCGGCCCCAACUACGCCGUCAUCCCCAUCACCGAGAACAUCGUUCUCAAAGAACCAUGGCAAGCAACAUGCGCACUCCUCGUCUUCCCAGGUGGUGGCGAUCUCGGCUACUGCCAGGCAUUGAAUGGUGAGGGAAAUCGUCGUAUCGGCGACUAUGUCCGCCGAGGAGGCUCUUAUCUAGGCUUCUGUGCUGGUGGCUACUACGGGACACAGAAGUGUGAGUUUGAAGUGGGAAACAAGCCCAUGGAGGUUGUUGGACGAAGAGAGCUAGGGUUCUUCCCAGGGACCUGUCGAGGUGGUGCGUUCAAAGGCUUUGAGUAUCGGAGUGAAAGGGGAGCGAGGGCUGUGCGUUUGACGGUACCCAAGGGUGCCUUUGAACAGGAGGUUGCGUCUGAAAUCAUCUCUUACUAUAACGGAGGAGGUGUCUUUGUUGAUGCUGCUUCGGUUAAGGAUAGAAAGGUCGAGGUUCUCGCUACUUACGACGAGGAGCUUGAUGUCGAUGGUGGUGAUGGAAAAGCAGCAGUUGUUCUUUGCACAGUCGGAGAUGGCAAAGCUUUGCUUACUGGCCCUCACCCCGAGUUCGCUGCGGCCAACUUGAAUCCUCAGCCAAGCGUUCCUGGGUACGAUGACCUGGUCACCAAACUAGGAGGCGCCGACAAGGACCGAGCUGCUUUUCUCAAGGCAUGCCUCACAAAGCUCGGUCUUGAGGUCAGCCCCCACGAUACAGGUGUUCCAUCGCUCUCCCAUCUUCACCUCUCCUCCAUCACCGACACAGGCGUAUCAGAGCUAUUGACUGACUGGAGCGGCAUCAUCGAGAAGGAGAACGGCGAAGAAUGGAUUCGAGCGGAAACAGAUACCUUUCACAUCCAGAAUGAAGAUACAAUCUGGAGUCUCGAAGGGCUUCAGCAAUCCCUGACAGAGACAACGGAUUCCAACAUCUCUGAAAAUGGCAGCAUUGACUACAGCAAGAUCAUCAAGAAGAUCUUUCCUCACGAGAAGGGUCUUCCUCACCCCAAGCUUACACCACAUUUCAACCAUGGUCUGUUCUUUUCGAGCCUGAAGCGUUAUCGACAAAUUGAGCCAACUGCCCGGGCAUGGGGCGACUUGCUCAUGUACGGCGAAGUGGUCACAAGUACAAAUACCAUGCUUGAGAAGAACCCUAAGCUCAUGCCAAAGCUCCCAAGUGGCUUCACCGUCUCAGCUACGACCCAAGUUGCCGGUCGUGGUCGUGGCUCCAACGUGUGGAUUGCUCCUCCUGGAAUGCUCAUCUUCUCGACUGUUAUCAACCACCCAGCCCACUUAGCUGUGAGUCGCCCUGUGGUGUUUAUUCAAUAUAUCACGGCUAUUGCUAUGGUUGAGGCUGUGCAGUCUUAUGACCGUAGCUACGAGGACAUUCCCAUCAAGUUGAAGUGGCCCAACGACAUUUAUGCCCUUGAUCCCACAAAGUCACAAGAGAAACCGCACUAUGUGAAAGUCGGCGGUAUUCUCUCACAGUGUCUCUAUUUCGACGGCAACUACCAAAUCAUCCUCGGUGUAGGCCUCAAUACCAUCAACCCCCGUCCCACAAUCUCCAUAUCCGACCUCGUUCCCUCAGGGGCAUCAGAACUUCAUCUCGAAACCCUCCUAGCCCGCGUUCUCACACGCAUAGAAGCCAUCUACGCCCAGUUUCUUCGAGAAGGGUUCUCAGCUGAUCUUGAAGCCCGUUACUACCGCCACUGGUUACAUACAAGACAAGAUGUCACUCUCGAGGCAGAAGGUGGUGUCAAGGCUCGUGUGAUGGGAAUUACGCGGGAUUGGGGAAUGUUGAAGGUUGAAGAGAUGGAUGCUAGUGGGAGGUCGACAGGGAAGAUCUGGGCAUUGCAGAGUGAUGAAAAUAGCUUCGAUUACUGGAAGGGCCUGGUCAGGAGGAAGGUGUGAGAAUAAAUAUGUGUCGAAGCGCGGGAAGUAGGCAGAUAUGCGGUAAUCAACGCUACUUAUGAAUUAUCAUUAUAUACUUACUUUUCAAUUAGAUCAUGCCAUAUUCGAUAUGCCAAUAAUCGAGAAUCGAGUCGCA